AUGCCUUAUCUUGUAUCUUUUAUACAACUUUUGUAUACACUUUCUCUUCUUUUCAAAAUUCCACCUUUCUUUCGUUCUUUCUUUCUUUCUUUCUUUCUUUCUUUCUUUCUUUCUUGUUCAUUUAAUUAUUUGUUUGUUAUUCUAUCUUAUUUUCCAUCCUUUCCUUUAUGUCUGUUUCUUUUUUUCCCACUCUUCCUUCUUUCUUUUAUGUGUUUCUUUUAUUUGUUUUUUUUUUAUUUACUUGUUUCUUUUAUCCUGUCUUUCUUUCCAUCGUUUCCUUUUUGUAAGUUUCUUUUUGUCUCGAUUUAUUUCCACCCCUUUUUGAUUGCUUGUUUGUUCGUUUCGUUUCGUUUCGUUUCGUUUCUUUUCUUUCUUUCUUUCUUUCUUUCUUUCUUUCUUUCUUUCUUUCUUUGUGCUCCUUUUUGUUUCUUCUCAUUAUCAUAUUCUUCAUUUUUCAUCCUAUAUUGUCUCAUCCUGGCCAACAUUUUACUCCAAUUUCGCUCGUUGCAUUUUUUCUGUCUUUGGAGUUCUUUCCUUUUUUUCUUUUCUUCAUAUCACUCCUUUUUUUGCAUGUUCUUUCUUUCUUUCUUUCUUUCUUUCUUUCUUUCUUAUUAUUCAACAGUUUCUGUUCUGUUCCAUUUUGUUCUUUCUUUUUUCCCACAACAGUCUGUUCUAUUCUACUCUUUCUUUCUUUCUUUCUUUCUUUCUUUCUUUCUUUCUUUCUUUCUUUCUUUCUUUCUAAACCCUCUCCCUUUCUUGCUUUCUUCCUUGCUUGCUUGCCUUCUUUCUUUCAAUUCAUGUUGUUGUCUUUAUGAAAAUUUUCUUUCUUUCUUUCUUUCUUUCUUUCUUUCUUUCUUUCUUUCUUUCUUUCUUUCUUUCUCAACACCUUCCCUCUCUUUCAUCAUUAUGCUUUGUAUCGAUACUUAUGACAUUUCGUCAGUCCCAUUUUUCCCUCUUUGUAAUUCUUUCUUUCUCUCCAUUCCUCGUUUUGUAUAUUCAGCUUUUCACUUUCCGUUUCCGUUCUUUUUUGAUCAUUACCAUCACUUUCUUUCCCUAAUCUAUUCCAUCUUUCUUUCUUUCUUUCUUUCUUUCUUUCUUUCUUUCUUUCUUUCUCCAGUUCCAUCUUUCUUUCUUUCUUUCUUUCUUUCUUUCUUUCUUUCUUUCUUUCUUUCUUUCUUUCGCCAGUUCCAUCUUUCUUUCCUUCUUUCUUGCUUGCUUGCUUGUUUUAUUCUUUUCUUUCUUUCUUCAUUUUUCUUGAUUGUUUUCUUCUUUUCUUUUAUUCCUUCCUUCCUUCCUUCCUUGACUGAUUGCUUGCUUUCGUCUUUUCCUUUUUUUCUUUUUUCUUUCCUUCUUUCUUUUUCUCACCUUUUCUUUUCCUCUUCUUUAUUUCUUUCAUUCUUGCUUGCUAACUUUCUUCAUUUCUUCUAUCUUUGUUUCUUUUAA
Messenger RNA from Acanthosepion pharaonis, 1443 nucleotides. Lineage: Eukaryota; Metazoa; Mollusca; Cephalopoda; Sepiida; Sepiidae. The record is from the annotation of a GenBank genome assembly.